Messenger RNA from Ilyonectria robusta, 846 nucleotides. Its product is annotated as succinate dehydrogenase and fumarate reductase iron-sulfur protein. Lineage: Eukaryota; Fungi; Ascomycota; Sordariomycetes; Hypocreales; Nectriaceae. Gene Ontology annotation, cellular component: mitochondrial membrane. The transcript has 3 exons. Gene Ontology annotation, biological process: tricarboxylic acid cycle; respiratory electron transport chain; aerobic respiration. Bases 1 to 846 code for a protein of 281 amino acids. The record is from RefSeq and is a predicted model, not a curated record. Gene Ontology annotation, molecular function: 2 iron, 2 sulfur cluster binding; electron transfer activity.
AUGGCCUCUCUCCGAUCCUCCUGCCUCCUCGGCGCCUCCUCCGUGAGGACAGCCCUCCGCCCUGGCGCCCGAGCUGGAGCUGUCUUCACCCGCUCCAUGGCCUCCGUCAGUGAGGCUCCCGCACAGCCUGAGGCCAAGUUGAGGUCUUUCCAGAUUUACCGAUGGAACCCCGAUACACCCAGCGAGAAGCCGCGCCUUCAGACCUACACCCUCGACCUGAACAAGACCGGCCCUAUGAUUCUGGAUGCCUUGAUCCGAAUCAAGAAUGAGCUCGAUCCCACCGUCACCUUCCGACGUAGCUGUCGAGAAGGCAUCUGCGGUAGCUGCGCCAUGAACAUCAAUGGGCAGAAUACUCUGGCUUGCUUGUGCAAAAUCCCCCUUGACACUGCUGCCGACGUCAAGAUCUACCCUCUGCCCCAUACCUACGUCGUCAAGGACCUUGUCCCUGACUUGACGCAUUUCUACAAGCAGUAUAAGAGCAUCAAGCCCUACCUCCAGCGCGACACCCCCGCGGAGGACGGCAAGGAAUACCGACAGAGCAAGGCCGACCGCAAGAAGCUUGACGGUCUCUACGAGUGCAUCUUGUGCGCUUGCUGCUCAACUUCGUGCCCCUCCUACUGGUGGAACUCCGAAGAGUACCUCGGUCCCGCCAUCCUCCUCCAGUCCUACCGAUGGUUGGCCGACUCCCGCGAUGAGCGCACGGCUGAGCGCAAGAACAACCUCGAGAACUCAAUGAGCCUUUACCGUUGCCACACUAUUCUCAACUGCACCAAGGCGUGCCCCAAGGGCCUCAACCCCGGCCUGGCUGUUGCCGAGAUCAAGAAGGCGAUGGCUCUCGGUAACUAG